AGAAGUAGAGUCGACUCGACUGCGGUGUUGUUGACAUUACCAGAAAGACCAGAAGUUUUAACAGUUAACAUGGAAAUACAGUCUUCAGCUUCGAAUACGUGUUUUCAGCCGGCCAGUUGAAGACACUGGGCUGUCAGACGACCGUGCGCAUCGCUGGAUUUUGUGGAAGUGCUUUGUUCAGCAUGACUCGUGAUAUCGUUCUUGGAGACGAACUGCCUGACUGGGUGGGAGCGAAAGAGUUUUAUCAGAAGUAUGAUCCAAAAGAGGUGAUCGGCAGAGGAGUGAGCAGUGUCGUGCGCAGGUGUGUACAUAAACAUACAGGACAAGAGUUUGCAGUGAAGAUCAUUGAAAUCACAGCAGAGAAAAUGACAGAACAGCAGCUUGAGGAGGUGAAGAGCUCCACGCUCAAGGAGAUCCAUGUGCUUAAUUUGGUGAAGGGUCACCCGUCCAUCAUCACACUUAUUGAUUCUUAUGAGUCAACGGCCUUCAUAUUUUUGGUAUUUGACCUCAUGAGAAGAGGAGAGCUGUUUGAUUACCUGACAGAAAAAGUCACUCUGAGUGAAAAGGAAACCAGGAGUAUGAUGCGUGCUCUUCUGGAGGCUGUCCAGUAUCUACAUGCUCUAAAUAUUGUACACCGUGACCUCAAACCUGAAAAUAUUCUGCUAGACGACCAGGGACACCUCAAACUUUCGGACUUUGGCUUCUCGGUCCAGCUGGGGCCUGAUGAAAAGCUAAGAGAGCUGUGUGGAACUCCAGGAUAUUUGGCACCAGAGAUUCUGAAGUGCUCCAUGGAUGAGACACAUGAGGGAUACGGGAAAGAGGUUGAUCUGUGGGCUUGUGGUGUGAUCCUGUUCACUCUUCUUGCCGGAUCUCCACCGUUCUGGCAUCGUAAACAGCUGCUGAUGCUGAGAAUGAUCAUGGAGGGCCGGUAUCAGUUCAGUUCUCCAGAGUGGGAUGACCGGUCUGACACUGUCAAAGACUUGAUCUCAAGGCUUUUGGUAGUGGAACCUACACUUCGUCUCACGGCAGAGCAAGCUUUAGCUCAUCCUUUCUUCUGUCAGUACCAAAAGGAGGAUGUGCGGCUCUUUAGUCCCAGGAAGACAUUUAAGGCUCUGAUCUUGACUGUGCUGGCUUGUAUACGGAUGCAGUGCCACUACUACCGAGCCAGACCAUUAACAAAAGAGCUCCUAUCAAGAGACCCUUACUCCAUCCGCGGAGUGCGCAAGCUGAUCGACGGCUGUGCUUUCCGCAUUUAUGGACACUGGGUGAAGAAAGGAGAACAGCAGAACCGAGCCGCCCUCUUCCAGAACACAGCUAAAAUCAUUCUCCUGGGCCUUGAAGACCUUGAAAACUGAAGGUCACAUUUUUUGCUCUCUAAAGAUAUCACUUAUCUCUCCAUUUACAGUUUUUGUCUCAUUUUUCAUUUCCUGUUUUUGUUAGUUUUUGUCCAAAAGGCGCACAAACACAAUUAUCUAUAGAUGGUGGUGCUUUUUGAUUUUUAACAACAGCAUUUGACCUCAUUUUAUUCACUAUAGUUUUAGUUUUAUCAGCAGAUAUUGCUUAUUAUAUGGACCAGCUUAUUAUGAAGAGAGCAAAUUUACUAAGAUUUACUAAGCUUGUUUGCUAUUCAAGCUCUUUAAUUAUUUUUG
Messenger RNA from Danio aesculapii, 1649 nucleotides. RefSeq names its product phosphorylase kinase, gamma 2 (testis) (gene phkg2). Bases 183 to 1355 code for a protein of 390 amino acids. Gene Ontology annotation, molecular function: phosphorylase kinase activity; calmodulin binding; ATP binding. The transcript has 10 exons. Gene Ontology annotation, biological process: glycogen biosynthetic process; protein phosphorylation. The record is from RefSeq and is a predicted model, not a curated record. Gene Ontology annotation, cellular component: phosphorylase kinase complex. NCBI's taxonomy places the organism in Eukaryota, Metazoa, Chordata, Actinopteri, Cypriniformes, Danionidae.